AUGGAUGCCAAGUUCCAGGCCCUGCAGAGAAAUUUCAUGGACAAGGACUACCAGGAGUUUGAAGACACAGAAGAGAAUAAACUCACCUGCAUGUCAAUUGCUAAUGACUACCUUUCUUUGGAAGAAAAAUAUAUUAAUCCUCUCAUUAAUCUGCUGGAGAGGAUUCCUGGAUUCAACAUGGCAGCCUUCACAGCAACAUUUAAGCACCAUAAAGAUGAAGUGGCUGAUGACAUAUUUGACAUGCUGCUCACAUUUAGGGACUUUCUGGCAUUUAAAGAGAUGUUUCUGGACUAUGGAGCAGAAAAAGAAGGCUGA
This is a messenger RNA of Myotis daubentonii (Daubenton's bat), 315 nucleotides long. Its product is annotated as ADP-ribosylation factor-like protein 2-binding protein. The coding region runs from base 1 to 315 and encodes 104 amino acids. The transcript has a single exon. The record is from RefSeq and is a predicted model, not a curated record. NCBI's taxonomy places the organism in Eukaryota, Metazoa, Chordata, Mammalia, Chiroptera, Vespertilionidae.